GAUUUAAUUUUUGUGUGAUGUUAAUUUUCAUUGGGAAUGGUGUGGAUACAGAGUGGAUCCCACUUGAUUCUAGGCUAGCUUUUUCGUCAUCUCUCUCUCUCUCUCUCUCUCUCUCAUGCAUGGCAACUGGCCUCUAUGUAUAUAUGGAAAGUUUGCAUUUAUUUGGUUCAAAGUUGUGACCAGAAGCGUUCUAGUGCUUGCCUGCUUUUAGAAACUUGGUUUUGCUCAAAUCCAGAGAAAGGCUGGUAUUUUGGAAUUGGGUUUCUUUUACCAGUGCAGAACUCUGGAUCGCAUUCAUACUCUUAUAGACAUACAUCUGCUUUCUCAGUUUCAUCAAAGGCCCUUUAUUUCAUUUUUUGCAGGCCACAGAUUGUUCAUCUUUCAGGAUUCAUCUACUGCCUCAGGGAGGGGAAGAAGAUGAUCACCAGGUGUUUGUUGUUGGUUUCCUUGUUGAUCCACUCAACCUUGGCACUGAAGGAUUCAAGGGCAGCCUCAUCACCAUGGCAGACUCUAAAUGGGGAUGAGCCCAUUGUAAUAGCGCGGGGCGGGUUAUCGGGGGUGUUUCCGGAAUCCAGCUCCCUUGCCAAUGAGCUGACCAAGACCCUUAGUUUGGCAGGCACAGCUUUGUACUGUGACCUGCAACUGAGCAAAGAUGGUGAGGGAUUUUGCCAGUCAGCUAUAAGGUUGGAGAAUUCAACAACCAUAGCUGAUGUCUACCCAAAGGGAUCCAGAAGAUACAAUGUAAAUGGGCAGGAUAUGCAAGGCUGGUUUGCUUUGGACUUCACAUCUGAUCAGCUCUUCAACCAGGUCACUUUGGUUCAAUCUAUAUACUCUCGAACAAGUUUGUUCGAUGGUACAAUGCCACCAACAACAGUGGGGGAUGCAGCUGGAGUUAAACCCGAUAAAUUUUGGCUCAAUGUUGAGUAUGACAUGUUUUAUACCCAACACAAACUCAGCACAGCAUUAUUCCUACAAAAGGCUCAGCGAUAUAUGCUCAUGGAUUUCCUGUCAUCUCCUGAGAUUGGGUUCUUGAGGAAUAUGAAUGGGAAGGUGAACAAAGCAAGAACAAAGCUAAUCUUCAAGUUUCUGCAAAAGGAUGAUGCUGAACCCACAACCAACCAGACAUAUGGGCUUCUGUUGAAAAAUCUGGCUUCAAUCAAGUCAUUUGCCUCUGGGAUUCUUGUCCCCAAAGAGUUCAUAUGGCCUGUCAAUAACGGCCUAUAUUUGGAAACUUCCACUGCUCUGGUGACUGAUGCCCACAAGCAAGGACUUGAAGUCUAUGCCUAUGGAUUUGCGAAUGACCUUCCUGCAAGUUAUAACUACAGUUAUGACCCAACAGCUGAGUAUCUGCAGUUUGUGGGUAAUUCCCAGUUUUCUGUUGAUGGAGUGCUUUCAGAUUUCUCUCCCACAGCAUCAGAAGCCAUUGGAUGCCUAGCCCAUAACAAGAAUGCUACCAGGCUGAAGAAAUGGAAUGUGUUGGUCAUAUCUCACAAUGGAGCAAGUGGGGUUUUUGCGGCCAGCACUGAUCUUGCUUAUCAGCAAGCGGUUGAUGAUGGGGCAGACAUUAUAGAUUGCUCGGUCCAAAUGUCACAAGAUGGAGUUCCCUUCUGUUUAAGUUCGCCCGAUGUAUUAGCCAGUGCAAGUGCGAUAGCGUUCAUGGCUCGAUCAGCCACGAUCCCUGAAAUUCAACAGAACAGUGGAAUAUUCUCAUUCAAUCUCAAAUCAAGCGAGAUUCAGACUCUUACACCUCAACUAACAAGUCCUAUCCCAAAUAGCAACUUGCAAAGAAAUCCAGCAUACAAGAAUAAGGGUAAAUUCUGGACAUUCGCUGAGUUCCUGGAUUUCGCCAAGGCCAAGGCAGUUCCUGGAAUUUUGAUCAACAUAGAGAAUGCUGCCUACCUCGCGUCGAAGAAGGGUCUUAGCGUAACAGAUGCAGUUACAAAAGCCUUGAGCAAUGCCACCUUCGACAAACAGUCCACCCAAAAGGUCUUGAUCCAGUCGGAUGACACUUCGGUGUUGUCUGUGUUCAAGAAUGUUUCGAGUUACAGAAGAGUAUUGUCAAUUAAAGAGGCCAUAAGUGAUGCCCCCAAGAGGCCUGUGGAGAUGAUCAAGCAAUAUGCCGAUGCGGUUACUCUGUCCAGAAACUCCCUGGUUGAAACCUCCAACUCCUUCACCUCUGCUAAUACCACUGUCACCAAAGAAAUGCAUGCUGCAAACAUCUCUGUAUAUGUCUCAGUUCUCAGGAAUGAGUUUGUCACUUUAGCUAUGGACUACUUCUCAGAUCCUCUAGUGGAGCUUGCUACACUUAUUCAGGGUCUCCAGGUUGAUGGUGUUGUGACCGAAUAUCCAGCAACUGCAAAUGCAUAUUUGUCAACCAAAUGUUCUGACCUCGAUGUGGACAGCGAGUAUCCUUUAAUCCCAGUAGAAACGGGUUCUCUGCUUGCUUUGGCUCCACAAGAUGCACUGGAACCAGCAUCAGCUCCCCUGCCCUCACUAGAUGUUUCAGACGUUGUAGACCCACCUCUGCCUCUUGUGACUGCUGUCAUCAAUGGCUCAGAGCCUGUGCUUGCUCCUGCGCCUGCUGAAACACACCGUUCCACCUGUACUGGCCUUGUUGCUAACAUGGGUCUAUCUCUUUUGGCAGUUGCAAUGCUAAGUUUACUGUCUCUGGGGUAUCAACAUUGAUUUGUUUAUUUGGCAUGGAGCUGAAACUGAAUACCUUUACCUUUGUGUUUUCCAGUUUCUCCAGGCUCUUUUCUUCUUUCUUUUCCCUAUGUAAUUUGUACUGUAGGAAAUCAUUGGAUUUGUUUCACACAAUGUCUGAUGUGAGAGGAGGAUUUGAAUGGUAUAGCGAUAUGAAUGUUUGAUCCAGAA
This is a messenger RNA of Malania oleifera, 2874 nucleotides long. Its product is annotated as glycerophosphodiester phosphodiesterase GDPDL6-like. The coding region runs from base 136 to 2685 and encodes 849 amino acids. Gene Ontology annotation, molecular function: glycerophosphodiester phosphodiesterase activity. NCBI's taxonomy places the organism in Eukaryota, Viridiplantae, Streptophyta, Magnoliopsida, Santalales, Ximeniaceae. The transcript is spliced from 10 exons. Gene Ontology annotation, biological process: lipid metabolic process. The record is from RefSeq and is a predicted model, not a curated record.